Molecule: messenger RNA, 1983 nt
Organism: Fundulus heteroclitus (mummichog)
Lineage: Eukaryota; Metazoa; Chordata; Actinopteri; Cyprinodontiformes; Fundulidae
Product: B-cell receptor CD22-like
Exons: 11
Coding region: 772-1740 (322 amino acids)
Source: RefSeq, a predicted model, not a curated record
UUAUGGCGGCUGGGUGAGCUUGGGGAGAAACUUUCUGUUAACCGUCAUCAACGCACGGUUUGAUGUAUCCAUGCACGGCUCAUAAAUUCCUACAGGUGAAGGAGGAGGACUAUGUGAGUCUAAUGGCAGCUCUAUCUGAGAACAUACUGAUGGUCAACAUGAUGGUCAACAUGAGCGUCUUCUUUCUUCCUGGUGUUUUGGGUGAUUGAUGGGGCAUAAUCCCAAUCUUCUCCAUCACCAUACGAAAUAAGAUUGAAGCACUAAGUGGAUCAUGUUUGCUAGUUCCAUGAAUUGAACAGUAAAAAAGAAACCCGUGGAGCAUGGAUUCAAAGAUAAUAAUAUUUUUGACAUCAAACAAGGGGUCAACGCAGAUCUGGUAGAAAUAACUGGAAACCUUAGACAGAAAAUCUGCACCACUGUAUUUUCUGACAUAAACAAAAGUCAAGAAGACAAAUACUUCCUCAGAAUUGAGAACAGCGACUACAAGGCAACAGCUUGUUUUACUCCUCUUCAAAUAACAGUUCAAGUCCUAGAGAUGAAGGAGGACUAUGUGAGUCUGAUGUCUGAGAACGUGCUGAAAGUCAACAUGUUACUGAGCGUCUUGUUUCUGCCAGGCGUUAUGGGUGAUUGUCGUGGCAGUACCCCACUCCUCUUCCUCGCCAUACCAAAUAAGAAUGAAGCACUGAGUGGAUCAUGUUUGCUAGUCUCAUGUAGCUUUACAGCUACGAAAGGAAGCACUGAAUUUAACAGUGAAAAAGAAACCCGUGGAGCAUGGAUUCAAAGUACAUAAACAAGAGUCAAGAAGACAAAUACUUCCUCAAAAUUGAGAACGGUGGCUACAAGGCAACAGCUUGUUCUACUCCUCUUCACAUAACAGUUCAAGAUUCUCCAUGGAGUCCCAGCAUUAACAUCCCUUCUGAUCUGAAGGAGCAUCAGUCUGUCACUAUCAGCUGCUCAGCUUUGACUCCCUGUCCACACUCACCUCCUGAACUCACCUGGAAUCUCCAACAAGACUCUCACAGACAAACAGAGAAAAACACAGAGGGAACCUUUACAACUAAAAUCCAGGAGACCAUCACUCUGUCAGACACACAUGAUGGAUACAACAUCAGAUGUUCUGCCACAUAUCCUGUGAAUGGAGGAAACAAGACAGCAGAGACAGAAGUGACUCUCAGUGUUUCAUAUGCUCCUAAAGACACCUCAGCAUCCAUCAGUCCAUCAGGUUUGGUGUCAGCAGGUAGCUGGGUGGAGCUGAGCUGCUCCAGCAGAGCCAAGCCUCCUGCCAGCUUCACCUGGUUCAGGAACAGCAAACAUGGAGCCAUUGAUGUAUCUGUGGGGCAGGUUUACAGCUUCAAUGCUACUGAGGGAGGAGAGUAUUACUGUGUGGCUACAAAUGAUCUGGGUCAUCAGAGAUCAUCAGUGAUCCUUGUUAGUACUGAAGGAGCAGAGAUGUUUCAGUAUUUGAUUCCACUUCUUACAGUGAUUGUUGUCAUUGUGCUCAUCUGCCUGGUGAUCUCUGUUUGGUGGUUCAAGUUCAAACAUCCAACUCCCCAACAGACUCAGAGUCAGACAGGUGUGGAGGUUCAGGUAGCAGCCAACAAAGCAGAGGAAGAACUCAAUUAUGAAGAAGUGAACUUCCUACAGAGAGGACAUGAAGCUUCCGCCGUCUCAGUGCAGGACAGAGGACAGCCGGACACGGUGUACGUGUCCUUAUCAACAAAGCAAAAAUUACCCAAUUAAAAACUAUUUAAUUCAACACAGUAACUUGUUUAAAUAUGGAUAACUACAGUUUGACCAAGGCAUAUAUCUCUAAAACUUCUUUGUCUUUGUCUCUGAGUGAAUUAGCAAACUUUACUCUGGAUUAUUUUAUGUUGCUUUUAGAAAAAUGGCUUCUUCCUCUCUGAGUGACCUUUGAGCCCAUGUUGCUGCAGGAUUAGUUUCUCUGUUGAUGAUUAAACUCUUUGACCAGCAUGUUCACGAGGU